AAUGCCCGGCAGGGAGAUUGUCUAUCAAUGAAGUAGUAAAAGGGGGGGGCAUCCCUGGCAGAAGAGAAGGACAGGCUUCAGCCUCGGACUCUGUGGGCUUUUGGCUCGGCUCCCCGCUUCUACCCUUCCAGUGUGACCAACAGUCAGGAGACAGUGAUGAAAUUCAUCAUCGGCAUCGGAGGAGUGACCAACGGUGGGAAGACCACCCUCACCAACAGGCUGCUGAAGACCUUCCCAAACUGCUGUGUGGUGCAUCAGGACGACUUCUUCAAGAAACCCGAUCAGAUAGAUGUCGGGGAGGACGGCUUUAGACAGUGGGAUGUGAUCUCCGCUCUGGACAUGGAGGCCAUGGUCAGCACCGUGAAGGGCUGGCAGGAGAACCCGGUCAAGUUCGCCCGCUCCCACGGCGUCAGCCUGUCCUCUGACGCCGACGGCGAGGCCGUCCAUAUUCUCAUCGUGGAGGGCUUCCUCAUCUAUAACUACAAGCCUCUGAUCGACAUCUACGACAAAUGUUUCUACAUCUCCAUUCCCUACGAGGAGUGCAAAAGAAGGAGGAGCACAAGGACGUACACGGUCCCCGACCCCCCCGGCCUGUUUGAUGGCCACGUCUGGCCCAUGUACUUGAAGCACAGGAAAGAGAUGGAGAGCAACUGCGACAGAAUAGAGUACGUCGACGGAACGACGACCAAGGAAGACAUCUACAACAAAGUGCAUGAAAGUGUUCAGAAUUCCCUUCUGAACCAGUCAUAGCAGAUCCGGCUCCUGUAUAGACCUGUAAAUACCUGCAGCUGUAGGAUGAUUUGUAAAUAGAUGAUUGUGUAACUUUGUAAGGAUUCCCAGCAGACGUGUUGUGUUUUGUAUCACCAUGUGUAACUUUUUUAAACGAUAUGCCAUCACUGCACCCUCCAGUGUCACCACCUGGUCUCCUCUCCGAUCCACUGGAGUGAAGGAAUUGAUCCCUCACUACUAAACCAAAGACCUGAAAACAGC
This is a messenger RNA of Oryzias latipes (Japanese medaka), 990 nucleotides long. RefSeq names its product nicotinamide riboside kinase 2 (gene nmrk2). The record is from RefSeq and is a predicted model, not a curated record. Lineage: Eukaryota; Metazoa; Chordata; Actinopteri; Beloniformes; Adrianichthyidae.